AUGAUCCUUAGCAGCAGCAGUGGCAAACUUAGCCGCAACACACUAAUCUCUCUCAUCAACAAAGCUUCCACCUUCCCUCACCUCGCUCAAACCCACGCUCAACUCAUUCUCAAUGGCUACCGUUUCGACAUUUCCACCAUCACCAAACUCACUCAAAAACUCUUCGACUUCGGCCGCACGCGCCACGCACGCGCCCUCUUCUUCACCGUUCCUAAACCCGACAUCUUCCUCUUCAACGUCCUCGUCCGUGGCUUCUCCCUCAAUGAUUCCCCUUCUUCUUCCAUUUCUCUGUACUCCCAUUUGCGCCGCAACACUGACCUCAGCCCUGAUAACUUCACUUACGCUUUUGCGGUUGCGGCUUGUUCUAACGAGAGCCACUUGAUGUUGUUGCAUGCUCACUCUAUCGUUGAUGGGUAUGGUUCUAAUGUUUUUGUUGGGUCCGCUCUUGUUGACUUGUACUGCAAGUUUUCGAGAGUUGGGUUUGCGAGGAAGGUGUUUGAUGGAAUGCCUGAGAGGGAUACGGUUUUGUGGAACACUAUGAUUAAUGGGUUGGUUAAAAAUUGUUGUUUUGAGGAUACUGUUGAGGUGUUUGGGGAAAUGGUUACGCGAGGUGUGAAGAUGGAUUCGUCGACUGUGACUGCUGUGCUUCCUGCUGCGGCUGAGUUGCAAGAGAUGAGAGUUGGGAUGGGGAUUCAGUGCUUGGCUUUGAAAUUUGGGUUUCAUUUUUAUGAUUAUGUGUUGACUGGUUUGAUGUCGUUGUAUUCUAAAUGUGGGGAUGUGAACACGGCGAGGUUGUUGUUUGGGAUGAUUAGAAAGCCAGAUUUGAUUGCUUAUAAUGCUAUGAUUUCUGGGUUUACUUCCAAUGGGGAGACUGAAUGUUCUGUGAAGCUUUUCAGAGAGCUUCUUGUUUCUGGUGAGAAAGUUAGUUCGAGCACAAUAGUUGGACUGAUUCCACUGCAUUCUCCCUUUGGCCAUCUACAUUUGGCUUGCUCUAUUCAUGGUUUUUGUGUGAAAUCUGGUAUUAUUUUGAAUCCGACUGUUUCAACUGCGUUCACUGCUAUAUACAACAAACUCAAUGAAAUAGAUUUGGCUCGCCAGCUGUUUGAUGAAUCCACGGAGAAAACCGUGGUUGGUUGGAAUGCUAUGAUUUCGGGUUACACGCAGAAUGGUUUGACAGAGACAGCUAUCUCUCUUUUUCAGGAAAUGAUGAAGACUGAAUUCACUCCAAAUGCAGUCACCGUCACAACUAUCCUUUCAGCUUGUGCUCAACUAGGAUCUCUAAGUUUUGGAAAAUGGGUCCAUCAGUUAAUUAAAAGCAAAAAUCUUGAGCCAAACAUUUAUGUCUCAACAGCUCUAAUUGACAUGUACGCCAAGUGUGGCAACAUUUCGGAGGCUCGGCAAUUAUUUGACUCGAUGAGUGAAAAAAAUACUGUUACUUGGAAUACUAUUAUUUUUGGUUAUGGGCUCCAUGGAUAUGGGCACGAAGCACUUAAACUUUUCAACGAGAUGUUGCACUUGGGGUUUAAUCCAUCUGCUGUCACUUUUCUUUCAGUAUUGUAUGCUUGCAGUCAUGCUGGCUUAGUAGGAGAAGGAAAGGAAGUUUUUCAUACUAUGGUUAAUAAAUACAGGAUUGAACCCUUAACCGAGCACUAUGCAUGCAUGGUGGACAUUCUGGGACGAUCUGGACAGUUAGAAAAAGCUUUGGGUUUUAUAAAGGAAAUGCCAGUUGAACCAGGUCCUGCUGUCUGGGGUACAUUGCUUGGUGCUUGCAUGGUUCACAAAGACACAAACAUAGCCCGCUUGGCUUCAGAAAGGCUAUUUGAACUUGAUCCGGGGAGUGUAGGAUACUAUGUCUUACUUUCUAACAUAUACUCUGUGGAGAGAAACUUCCCAAAGGCUGCUUCAAUAAGACAAGUUGUUAAGAAAAGAAAACUGGCAAAGAGUCCAGGGUGCACUCUAAUUGAGGUUAAUGGGACCCCCCAUGUCUUUGUAUCUGGUGACCGUUCUCAUUCUCAUGCAACAGAUAUUUAUGCAAAGCUGGAGAAGUUAACGGGCAAGAUGAAGGAGAUGGGGUAUCAGUCAGAAACAGCCCCCGCUUUGCAUGACGUGGAAGAAGAGGAAAAAGAGCUUGCCUUUAAUGUUCAUAGUGAGAAGUUAGCCAUAGCUUUUGGCCUUAUUACUACUGAACCUGGUACAGAGAUCAGGAUCAUCAAGAAUCUCCGGGUUUGUUUAGAUUGCCACACUGCAACUAAGUUUAUAUCAAAGAUCACAGAAAGAUUGAUUGUAGUUAGAGAUGCUAACAGAUUCCACCAUUUCAAAGAUGGGAUUUGUUCUUGUGGUGAUUAUUGGUGA
Messenger RNA from Lathyrus sativus (Indian pea), 2352 nucleotides. The record is from the annotation of a GenBank genome assembly. Lineage: Eukaryota; Viridiplantae; Streptophyta; Magnoliopsida; Fabales; Fabaceae.